AUGCACGGUAGGUUGGUGCUAGGCAAGCUACCGUGCGAUGCGGUGCGGUGCAGUCAUGGAAGGUACGAUAUGGCGUCUUUGGUCUUUGUCAGUGUCUUGCACAAGCUGAUUUUGUCACGUCCCGGCUACGGCAGCACUAUUGCCAUGCUGAGACACGGCUUUAUUGAUCAUAAAGGUCAAAGGUGGAGAAGAGAGGAGAAGCGGCGGUGGAAGUGUAUUGCAAAAGUGCUGAUGCAGGACUGGGCAAUGCAGGCAGAUAGGAUAUUGGGAACCCGGCAAAAGGAAAACAGACGAAAUGGCAUUAAUAAGUGGAAGCUCGGCUUCAAUGGUGGACGUUUGCAGGCGUACGAGGCGUCUAGGUAG
Molecule: messenger RNA, 363 nt
Organism: Fusarium graminearum PH-1
Lineage: Eukaryota; Fungi; Ascomycota; Sordariomycetes; Hypocreales; Nectriaceae
Exons: 2
Coding region: 1-363 (120 amino acids)
Source: RefSeq, a predicted model, not a curated record